AUGAGCACAAUGAGCAACACCAGUGGAUCAACCGAAUCGACGCAGCAACAGACGCCUGUACAGCGUAACUUUGUCUUUGUUCUUCCACCACCGCCCACCAUAUGGGUGCAAUUUAGCAAUGGCAUGCAAAUGGGCUUUACACCGUCUCCGGGGCAGCACUUACAGUCGGUGCUACACGGUGUCCCGCUCUUUGGUGGAGAGACUAAUGGAAACAAUAGUAACGGGUUUCUCAAUGCUUUGAACGAGCUCUUUCAGCGCGCACAAGAACAACAGCACGGUCCUCCUCCAACGAGCAAAUUGUUUUUGGAUAAAUUGCCAAUGAAAAUGUGGACUCAAGACAUGCAAAAGACGGAGAGUCAAACGGACUGUGUCAUUUGUUUAAGUGAGUUUGAGAAAAACGACAAGGUCAUUUCUCUUCCGUGUGGUCACACUUUUCACAAGGACUGUGGUAUGACGUGGCUAAUUGAGCACAAUGUGUGCCCUACUUGCCGAUACCAGUUACCUACACAAACAGAACCUACCACGGCACAGGCAGCUACACAGACUUCACCGGGAGCAACGUCAGAGCCAGAACAAGAGCUUCAAUUGCAGGGCGCAGCUGUAAACGUCACGGGGGUGCGCCGUCAACGGCCGACAGAGACAAAUCACCCACGCGAUGUCCGUCAGCGGGUAAACGAGCCAUCUUUGACAUCGGUGGACGAAGAUGUGGACAUGGAUUUGAUGCUGGAGGAAGAGGCAGAACGCUUUGUGAAGGAAGAAAUGGAACAGCGUCGAUCUGUAUCGAAUGACGAUAGCGUUGAGAUUCAGGACCGUGACGUAGAAGAGUUUCUUCACGAAAGAUCGAGUCUCUCACAUCAAGACUCGGUGUAG
Messenger RNA from Peronospora farinosa, 870 nucleotides. NCBI's taxonomy places the organism in Eukaryota, Oomycota, Peronosporomycetes, Peronosporales, Peronosporaceae. The record is from the annotation of a GenBank genome assembly.